ACAAACUCACAAAUACCUAUCCAAUUCCAUCUAACCCCUAUCCAACUUCUUUUCUUAAAAAGAUAAACUAAACUAUUAAGUUGACAAUAGCUCGCCACAUGUCGACAUCCCAGUUGGCCAAGUCAUGUCACUUCUCCAGCCUACUCAAACUGCCGUAUGGCCACAAGCAUUUUGCCACAUUGUUAAAUAAUUUAAAGAGAAAAAGUAAGGCUAACUAUGCUCCACCAACACAAAAUUAGUAUAUAUUAUAUAUGCUAUCUUUGUUCUGUUGCACCUUCUAACAAACCAAAAGCACUUUUUUCUAAAUUCUCAUACUUCUAAAUAUCAAAUUUCUUCUUUUCAAAUGGAUUGGAUCAGAGGCCAUACCGUAGGCCACGGCUCGUCUGCUGCGGUCUCGGUUGCCAAAUCAAUUUUGUCAGGUGAUGUUUUUGCUGUUAAGUCAGUGGAGCUAUCAAAGUCACAGUUAUUGCAAAAGGAGCAGAAAAUUCUGUCCGAAUUGAGCUCCCCUUAUGUAGUUAGGUACAAGGGGUAUGAUGUUACCAAAGAGAAGGAUAAACUCAUGUUUAAUCUUAGGAUGGAGUAUAUGCCGGACGGUACGCUUUCCGAUGAAAUUCGAAAACAGGGUGGCCGGAUUAACGAACCAUUGAUCGGGUAUUAUACGAAGCAAAUUGUACAAGGAUUAGAGUACUUACAUUCAAGAGGCGUAGCACACUGUGACGUAAAGGGGCAAAACAUUUUGUUAGGUGAAUCCGGUGCCAAAAUUGCUGAUUUUGGAUGUGCCAGGUGGAUUGAUCCGGCGGAGAGGGGCGGUGAUGCAGAGGCAAUUGGAGGAACGCCGAUGUUCAUGGCACCAGAGGUGGCGCGUGGGGAAGACCAGGGGUGUCCAGCAGAUAUAUGGGAAUUGGGAUGUACAAUUAUUGAAAUGGCAACCGGUGGAUCGCCAUGGAAUAAUGUGACAAAUGCAGCUUCAUUACUUUACAAAAUAGCAUUUUCAGAGCAAUCCCCUGAAAUCCCUAAAUUCCUCUCUUUACAAGCAAGGGAUUUCUUAAGCAAAUGCUUGAAAAGAGAUCCGAUAGAAAGAUGGACGGCUAAACAACUACUCAAACAUCCAUUUCUAGAGGAAUCUAAUUUGAAUUGUACAUCAAUUCAACAUUUCGCAACGAGCUCCCCAACAAGCAUUCUUGAUCAAGACAUAUGGAAUUCAGUAGAGGAAUCAGAAACUACGAUAUUACGAACAAUUAGCUCUCCACUGCAAAGGGUAAGAGAAUUGGGUUCGAAUUCGAGUGAAUUAGAGCGGAUAUGGAAUGAUGAUGAGAGAUGGAUCACAAUUAGAAGCAGCAGUAGUGAAUGAGUAGCUACUACUACACAACAUACUGCUGUUGUUUUUUUUUUAUAUAGAAAUAUAAUGUAAUCUAACUCAUCCUCAAAAUAUAACUAUUCAAAAUUAUAUAAAGAAAUAAUUCAUUUCA
Solanum pennellii is the source of this 1469-nucleotide messenger RNA. RefSeq names its product mitogen-activated protein kinase kinase kinase 18-like. Gene Ontology annotation, biological process: protein phosphorylation. Gene Ontology annotation, molecular function: protein kinase activity; ATP binding. The transcript has a single exon. The record is from RefSeq and is a predicted model, not a curated record. The coding region runs from base 344 to 1351 and encodes 335 amino acids. Lineage: Eukaryota; Viridiplantae; Streptophyta; Magnoliopsida; Solanales; Solanaceae.